AUGGCAGCCGCAGAAAGUCGCGUGCCUCUAAAAGCCGAAAAGGCAAGCAGAAGAGAAUCGAGGUUAGGUCUAAGGAGUUUAUUCAGUCGAUCCAAGGCACCCAAGGAGCUGGGAAUUCCUGAGACGCCCACAUCUCAGGGCACAUCUUUUGGCAGUCGCAUAUCUCUCGCUGACUCAAAUCCUUAUUUCUCGUCCCAAGUUGACGUUACGCCCAACGAAACACCCUCGUCUCCUCUCAGCCCGCGUAUCUUUUCCUCGAUGUUCGAGAGUCAGCAAAGCCCAUCUGCUCCUUUACGAUCAGCUGGCGCAGUAAAAGUUCAAAGCCCAGCCAAGGCGACUCGAGGGCCACUCUCAACCUGGCACCCUCCUCCUCUAUUCAAGGCAUUCCCUCAAGCUACUAAGCACAUAACACUGCCAGCCACGUCUUUAGCACCCGAGGUUAUCCUACGUAUGCAUGAACGACGAACCAGCACUUCGCGUGACGACACCGCAGAAGCCCUGGACACUGAAGCUGGACCUGCUGAGAAGACCAAGUUCAAGAAGAAGCACCGUCGCAACACAUCUGGACCUGCACCCAAGUUCGAAUGGACAAACAAGAUUUACGUUUUAGUGACAGCCGGAUACCUGCUACAAUAUGCAGCCGAAGGCCCUUUUGAUCGGUUGCCCGAAAGAAUAUUGCAUCUCACCAAAGACUCUGCAGCAUUUGCGAGCGAUGUUAUCCCUGGCCGCCAUUGGGUAGUCCAAGUCUCUUCAGCUGCCGAAUCCGAUGGAGCACCAGCAUCCGACUCGCGGUCACUUUUCUCCCGCUGGAACUUCCGGGCCACUGAGCGGCGUCAUGCCUCGAGUCUGCUCAUGGUAUUUGAGUCUGCUGAAGAUAUGGAAGGCUGGAUUGCAGCGUUGCGCCGCACAAUUGAGGUUUUAGGAGGAAAGAAAACGCUCACCGAGACAGGCAAGCCCAAGGCAGAGGACGAAGUCGGACCCCUAAGGGAGAAACCCAGCCAAAGGACCCUGGUAGUGAGAGACCCAAACCGUUUAUCGCGAAUAGCAACACAAAACUCCCAGACUGCUCAAAGUCCUGAAAGCAUCCAAAGUCCCCAACUGUUACCAUUGCAAGGCAGGCCAGAUGUCAAUCGUUCGGUCACCAAUAUCGUUGAGCACGAGCCUGCAGUUGAUCAACCAUCGGAUGACAUUUCCACGACCAACAGCUUCGUAUCUCAUGAUGGCAGGCAGUUGGAAAGCUUACGCGAGAACUCGAAUCGCUUGUCUUUCAUAUCAUCUGGUCAACGAACAGUAGUAACAUCGGCUGGAUCCUCUCCAGAAUCAUCACCAAUUGUCGAUACUUUCCCAGUGCCCGGAGAGAACAAAUUAUCCCUCGAGGAGUCGCACCCUUCACUCGAGCCAAAACCACGACCUAACGCUGCUGCCAUCUUGGAUCGGAGACAGUCUAUGCAAGUUCUCAGUCCUUUUGUGGAACUACAAGGCGGUGCUGUCAACCUACGACCCCAAUCCAGCUAUGGAUCUGGCGCUCAAGACACGAAGACCCCAACACCCAAUUUCAGCGUACCAAACUCGUCGAACCGAAGAUAUUCCUAUGCAAAGAACAUCGCCCAGGAAUUUGGAAUGGCUCCCCAGUCAGGUCCGUUGGAAACUCGGUCAUUGGGCCGUAGAGCACCUCCCACGACUCUACCAAUUGCGAGACCUUUGUCCAUGGUUGCUGAUCAGCCCUCUCCAAUGGACGACAUACACGAACGACCUGUGACACGACAUGGAGAUGAAACACCAUCGACCAUGCCUACAAGUGACGAUUUGGCGUCCUUGCCUCAAAUCCCUACCUCUUACGACAUAAACUCACGGCGACCAAGCCUGGCGCCGAUAGAUGAGCCUGCCGCCGAAACUAGCCGUCCAACGAGCUUGCGCCGACAUUCAGACCUCCGCCAACGUCGUAAAUCCGAAAACCCUGGCGCCUUUCCACGAAACCUGACAAGCUCAUCCCGAACAAGCCUGGAUCAAAAGACACGCUCUCGAACAUCCCUCAUCGGAGCAGACGAGGCAGCUCGCCGCCGCGCUUCUCUUGAUGCCUACAGUGACAGACAGAGUGAUUCUAUGUCAGCCAAGGUUCGGGCUCAGAGGCGAGCAAGCAUGCAAUCUGUGAUGUCCGAUCGGGCAUCUCAGUACAGUGCCUCAGCCGAUCUGCCUCUUCCUAUGGCGCCAGAAUCUCUUCCUCUACCUGCUCCUCCACCUACAGUUCCUCUUCCUCCAAUCCCUUCGUCCGCGAGUAACCCUAGCCUGGUGCCAGAUUCCGGCAGGAAGAGCUUGGUUAUCCGACGAAGCAUGCCUCAGUUGAAUGAGGUCCCUCCCCCAAUGCCUCCUCCAACAUGUGCGCUGCCUCCACUUCCAUCUAAGCUACAACUUAAGGCUUAG
Fusarium coffeatum is the source of this 2421-nucleotide messenger RNA. RefSeq lists its product as uncharacterized. Bases 1 to 2421 code for a protein of 806 amino acids. Lineage: Eukaryota; Fungi; Ascomycota; Sordariomycetes; Hypocreales; Nectriaceae. The transcript has a single exon. The record is from RefSeq and is a predicted model, not a curated record.